Pipistrellus nathusii (Nathusius's pipistrelle) is the source of this 3186-nucleotide messenger RNA. The record is from the annotation of a GenBank genome assembly. NCBI's taxonomy places the organism in Eukaryota, Metazoa, Chordata, Mammalia, Chiroptera, Vespertilionidae.
AUGGAUGAAGAAGAAGAGGACCACUAUGUGUCACAGCUCAGGGAAGUCUACAGCAGCUGUGACACCACAGGGACAGGCUUUCUGGAUCGGGAGGAGCUGACCCAGCUCUGUCUUAAGCUUCAUCUGGAGAAGCAGCUUCCCAUCCUUCUGCAGACACUUCUUGGAAAUGACCACUUUGCCAGGGUUAACUUUGAGGACUUUAAAGAAGGUUUUGUGGCGGUGUUAUCAUCACACUCUGCUGUCGGCUCCUCGGAUGAAGACAGCAGUUCUGUGGAAUCAGCUGCCUCCCAUGCCGUCCCACCAAAGUACGUGAGUGGCUCUAAAUGGUACGGCCGCAGGAGCCAGCCUGAGCUGUGCGACUCUGCAAACAGAACCAAAUGUUUACCAGAACAGCAGGCCAAGGCCUCCGUGAAAAGCCAGAUUCGACGCUCUGCAUCGCUGGAAAGUGUGGAGAGUCUCAAGUCAGAUGAAGAAGCUGAAAAUGCUAAAGGACCUCAGAAUGAGUUAUUUGAAGCAAAAGGCCAGCUGCCAGUCUGGGGUUCUGAGGUCUUUGGGAAUCCCCAGAAGUCCUGCAGCCCUUUCUUUGACACCCCUGAGAGCCAGGUCCGGGCCAUCUGGGAAGAACUGGGCGUUGGCAGCAGUGGCCACCUCAAUGAGCAGGAGCUGGCUCUGGUCUGCCAGAGCAUCGGGCUCGAAGGACUCAAGAAAGAGGAACUAGAAGAUCUAUUUAACAAACUGGAUCAAGACCAAGAUGGCAGAGUGAGUCUUGCGGAAUUCCAGCUUGGCCUGUUCAAUCACGGGCCUACUUCGCUUCUGGAAUCUUCCUCUCCCGUCAAACUGAGCAGGUCCUGGUCUCAUUCCCAGGUCCUGGAGGAUGGGGGCGGCCACACCACCACGACGUCCUCCCUCGUGUCCCUGUGCUCAGGCCCGCGCCUUUUCUGCAGCGUGGACAACGGCUCCGGCUUCGCCUUUCCUGAGCAGCUCAUUGCCCUGUGGGCCCAGGAGGGGAUUCAGAAUGGCAAGGAGGUCCUGCAGAGCCUCGACUUUAGUGUGGAGGAGAAGGUGAACCUUUUGGAGCUGACCUGGGCCCUUGAGAACGAGCUCAUGAUGAUCCCCGGUACCACUCAGCAGGCUGCCUUGUCCUGCUACCGCCAGGAGCUGAGGUUCUGCCAGGGGCAAGUAGAGCAGAUGGUGAGGGAACGAGACAAGGCAAGGCAAGACCUAGAGAAAGCGGAGAAGAGGAACCUGGAGUUCGUGAAGGAGAUGGACGACUGCCACUCUGCCCUGGAGCAGCUCACAGAGAAGAAGGUCAAACACCUGGAGCAGGAGUACAGAGAGAGGCUGAACCUCCUGCGGUCUGAGGUGGAGCUGGAGCGUGAGCUGUUCUGGGAGCAGGCCUGCAGGCAGAGGACCAUGCUGGAGAGGGACCUGGAGCGCUUGCAGGCUGAGGAGGCCAGCCUCCGAGAGAAGCUGACCCUGGCUCUGAAGGAAAACAGCCGAUUGCAGAAGGAGAUCAUUGAAGUCGUGGAGAAACUUUCGGAAUCAGAGAAGCUGGUCCUGAAACUGCAGACUGACCUGGAGUUUGUUUUGAAAGACAAGCUGGAGCCACAGAGCACAGAACUCUUGGCCCAGGAAGAGCACUUCGAGGAGGUCCUGAAGGAGUACAAGCUCAAGUGCAGGGACCUGCAGGACAGCAACGACGAGCUGCAGGCCGCGGUGGAGGGUCUGCGGGCACAGUUGCCCCAGAGUUGGCACGGCCAGCCCCAUGCACAGCCGAAUGGACGUCUGCUCUCUAGACACGGCCGAGCAGGCAUCAUCUCCCUCCUGGGCGAUUCCACUCCCGUGAGUCUAGAAACGGAGAUAAUGAUGGAGCAGGUGAAGGAACAUUACCAAGACCUCAAGAUCCAACUGGAGACCAAGGUAAACUACUAUGAAAGGGAAAUUGAGAUGAUGAAGACGGACUUUGCAAAUAAGAGAAAAGAAAUGGAGCAGGCUUUCCAACGUGAGGUCAGUGUGCUGGAGGACCAGAAAGCCAACCUGGAGAAGCUCCACGUGAAAUCGCAGGAGGUCAUCCAAGGCCUGCAGGACCAGCUGCAGAGUGCAGGCCGCGGCCCUGAGCUGGAGAGGACGUUGGAGCUGAAGAGGGCGGAGAUGGAGCUGUGCUACACGCAGGCGCUGUCUGGCCUGGCCCAGCAGCUGGAGGUGGAGCUGCACCAGAGGCAUCAGCAGGAGCUGCAGCAGUUCAGAAUUAAGUUGGAUAGGCUUUCUGAAGAAAACACAGUGUUGAAAAAUGAGCUGGGCAGAAGGCAGAAAGAGCUUGAAUCUACAGAAAGGACAAAUGAUGCACAAAGGAAGGAAAUUGAGCUUCUAAAGAGAGACAAGGAAAAGGCCUGCUCUGAAAUGGAAGAGCUCAACAAACAGAGUCAGAAAUGCAAGGAUGAAUUGCUUCAGCUCAACCACAGGGUCCUUCAGCUGGGAGAGGAGGCCUCUAGCCAGCAGACCCACAUUGAGAACAACGGCAUCACCAUUCAGCUGUUAACACAGAGGCUGGAGGAGGCCGGACGCCGGGAGGAGUUGCAGGGUGACCAAAUUAAAAAACUUGAACUUGAACUUGAACUCAUAAAUCAGGAAUGCCAGAGCCUGAGACUGUCAUGGUCACAGCUGAGAGAGACCCUUGAAGAAAGUCGAAACCAGCUGCACGGAGCCCACCCGAGUCCUCACCAGCCCUCGCAGGACGCCCAGCAGCUGCAGAAGCCGACGGAGCAGAGCCCUGCGGGCCGCGGGGCAGAGCUGCAGCGGCUGCUGGGAUGGGAGCAGCGGGCGGCUCAGCAGCUCGGCCAGCAGUGCAGCCUCCGGCAGGAGGAAGCGAGGCGACAGCGGGAAGAACAUAAAAAGCAGCUUAAAGAUGCAGAAGAGCAGGUGGAAGAGGUGGAAAUGAUUUUGAAGAACAUGGAAAUGCUCCUGCAAGAAAAAGUGGGUGAGCUGGGAGAGCAGUUUGAGAAGAACACCAAGUCCGAUUUGCUGCUCAAGGAGCUCUACGUGGAAAAUGCUCACCUGGUGAAAGCACUUCAGGUCACUGAGGAGAAGCAGCGAGGGGCCGAGAAAGAAAACCGAAUCUUGGCAGGAAAAGUAAGAGCUCUCAACAAACUAAUCUGUAGAAUAACUUCAGCAUCCUUCUCCGUGUAG